AUGGUCACAGAGUUCAUCCUACUGGGAUUUUGUCUUGGACCAAGGAUUCACAUGGUCCUUCUUGGACUUUUCUCUCUAUUCUACACCUUCACCCUGCUGGGGAAUGGUGUCAUCCUGGGGCUCAUCUCCCUGGACUCCAGACUGCACACCCCCAUGUACUUCUUCCUCUCACACCUGGCCAUUGUCGACAUCGCCUAUGCCUGCAACACAGUGCCCCAGAUGCUGGUGAACCUCCUGAAUCCGGCCAAGCCCAUCUCCUUCACUGGCUGCUUGACGCAAACCUUUCUCUUUUUGAGUUUUGCACAUACAGAAUGUCUUCUCCUGGUGGUGAUGUCCUAUGACCGGUAUGUGGCCAUCUGCCACCCCCUCCGAUAUUCUGUCAUUGUGAGCUGGAGAGUCUGCAUUGUCCUGGCCAUAACUUCCUGGGUGUUUAGCUUCCUCUUGGCCCUGGUCCAUUUAGUUCUCAUCCUGAGGCUGCCCUUCUGUGGGCCUCAUGAAAUCAACCACUUCUUCUGUGAAAUCCUGUCUGUCCUCAAGCUGGCCUGUGCUGACACCCAGCUCAACCAAGUUGUCAUCUUUGCAGCCUGCGUGUUCAUCCUGGUGGGGCCCCUCUGCCUGGUGCUGGUCUCCUACUCGUGCAUCCUGCUGGCCAUCCUGAGGAUCCAGUCAGGGGAGGGCCGCAGAAAAGCCUUCUCCACCUGCUCCUCCCACCUCUGUGUGGUCGGGCUCUUCUUUGGCAGUGCCAUCGUCAUGUACAUGGCCCCCAAGUCCCGCCAUCCUGAGGAGUAGCAGAAGGUCCUUUUCCUGUUUUAUAGCUUUUUCAACCCCUUGCUGAACCCCCUGAUCUACAGCCUGAGGAAUGCAGAGGUCAAGGGUGCCUUGAGGAGAGCACUGUGCAAAGAAAGUCAUUCCCAAUUGGAAUGGCGUGUGACUUUCCAGCCUCAGUAGUCUCCUGGAUUCUUGAUGUCCAAUUACUGCUUAAAUGCAGAAAAUUUCACUACUCUCUUUUGAACUGUGCCUUAAUGAUAUAAGAGUAAGCCUUCUCUCUUUUCUGCAGGACAAACUUUAGAUGUGUUGCAUGCAUUGACUUUCUAUGAGAUGUUAUUUAU
Molecule: messenger RNA, 1109 nt
Organism: Propithecus coquereli (Coquerel's sifaka)
Lineage: Eukaryota; Metazoa; Chordata; Mammalia; Primates; Indriidae
Product: olfactory receptor 2A1/2A42-like
Exons: 1
Coding region: 1-789 (262 amino acids)
Biological process (GO): G protein-coupled receptor signaling pathway
Cellular component (GO): membrane
Molecular function (GO): olfactory receptor activity; G protein-coupled receptor activity
Source: RefSeq, a predicted model, not a curated record